Rotaria sp. Silwood2 is the source of this 510-nucleotide messenger RNA. The record is from the annotation of a GenBank genome assembly. Lineage: Eukaryota; Metazoa; Rotifera; Eurotatoria; Philodinida; Philodinidae.
AUGAAUAAUAAUGAAUCAAAUACAAAAAUAAAACAUCUUCAAACAAUAAUAAAUAAUAAUGAAUCAAAUUUUAAUGGUGAAGAUUCUGAAAAGACGAUCAAUCAAACAUCUAUAACUCAAAAUAAUACAAAUAAUAACAAUGAUCAAGUAAUCACAUCUCAAUAUGAUUGUACGAGUGAAUUAGCUGAAUCUGCUAAUGCAUCAUCUAAACCUACGAUAAAUGACUAUAAUAAUAAUAAUAAUAAAUCAUUAACUAAAACUAAUCGUAAAUCUCGUAAACAUGUUGUACAAGAUCAUUCUUCCAAUGGAAAUGACAAUGAAAAUAAUAGACAACGAUCAUUAUCAUCAUCAUCUUCUACUUCUUCAUCAUCAACAAGUUCAUCAAAAUCAAGUGAUAAUCAAAUAUCAAAUAUUCCUUAUGAAACAUUACAUAAUGAUGAAGAUGAUGAUAAUAAUAAUGAUAAUCUAUCUGAACAUUCAAACAAAACAAUUAAUCAAAUAUCAUCAUAA